GAUGAAGGGAAGUACCGCCCAGAUGUCGCCCACCACCUUGUCCGGGACACCCAUCUGUCGGGUGAUCACCGAUAGGAUCACCGUCAGCGGACCCGUGCCUGCAGGAGGAGACGCAUCACCUUCAAGCCUCACCUUCACCUCCCUCAGAGCUUGUGAGGAGGAGAGCUGCGAGGUGGGUGGGCGUGAGCGUGAGAGCGUGUGACAACAACAACAACAACAGUAGCGACAACAACAACAACAAGAGCAACAUCACUUUUCCUGAGUUGCGGUGUUGCCAGAGCCCGAGGACGAUACACCUGUGGAUUUACCUGUGGACUAACCUGGCUUCCCCGUGUGAUGUCGUGGUGUUCAGGUGUGUCGUUGUGGGGGUGGAGUGGGCGCCGUCAGCUGUUGGUGAUGGUGCUGCUCUCGGCGGUAAUGUGUCUUCUCCACCUCCUCGCUCAACACCGUGCGAUACAGCUCUACCCGUCACCAAAGCUACAGAUGCGCGUGGGCGAGGCGAGGCAUGGGCGGGAGUCUCUGGUCAGCCCUCGGAGCCCCACGUCCCCACCCACACUCACUAGCACGGGCGCGAGGGGAAGGGAGGCCAAGAAUGAGGCUCACCAAAACGCCUCCCUUGAGAAUGACCAUUUGGAGGCCAUUCCCCUCGAGAACAGAAUCAUCCUCAGUAGUUGGCCUCCCAAGGUAAGGUUUCCUCUGAUGGUGUUCCUCAAUGUCGGUCGCCUCGGGAACCGCCUCAAUAUGUACGCCGUCGCCCUUGCCUUCCAAGAGGUCCACCGCGCUUCCUCCACCGUAGCCAUCACGCGGGACUCCAUGGUUGAGUUGGUGGCCCUCCUUGACCCUGCCCACCUCCCCCUGCACGUCGUGGACAGAUUCCUAAUUGGGGAGGCAAUGGAGGAGGAGGCGAUAGAAAGGGUGAUUCCUGAUUACCUGAAGAAUGAUAUGGUCAGCCACCUGGAGCCGACCUUCCAGAGGGCCGAGAAGGAGUACCGAGAGAGUGGCAAGCCGAAGAUGUACACCAUGGAAGGAUACCAGAACCGCAUGUGGCUGAUCGCGGGGCACCACCACACCAUCCGCGCCGCCUUCAGGAUCAGGGAUGACCUGAAGCAGAAGGCCGCACGGUUCCUGGAGGGGGUGCGACAGAGGAGGGGCCGUCGGGACAUCACCUUCGUCGGCUUCCACAUUCGCAGGACGGACUACAUCGACCACUUCAGGAACCUCAACAACCGCACACGCCACAACUUCACAUCCCAUCUUUCUCAGAACCUCUUCAUUUACAUCCACCACAGAACUACCUUCUUCAACUGCACCUCGCCGUUGCCGGGCCCUGCGUUCUACCAGUUGGCCAUGAACCAUUACCGCGCCACCCUGAGGAACCCCGUCUUCGUGGUGGCCUCAGACGACCUGUCCAACGCGCGGCAGCACCUCAACACCAGCACGGACGUUGAGUUUACAGACAUGAAGACGGCGGCAGAGGACAUGGCGUUGCUGGGGUCCUGCUCCCACUCCAUCAUGACUGUAGGUUCCUUCGGGUUCUGGGCAUCGUUCUUCGCGGGCGGGCAAGUCGUGUACCCGCUGAUCACAAACUGUACCUUGAAGCCCUUCGUUCACCCCGACCACCUGGGCCCGCGAGGCUACGAGAACUGGAAGGCCAUUGAUGUUGGCGGGGGCGGGCCAGUGUAGGGCA
Messenger RNA from Eriocheir sinensis (Chinese mitten crab), 1687 nucleotides. Its product is annotated as galactoside alpha-(1,2)-fucosyltransferase 2-like. Gene Ontology annotation, cellular component: membrane. The transcript has 11 exons. Gene Ontology annotation, molecular function: galactoside 2-alpha-L-fucosyltransferase activity. Lineage: Eukaryota; Metazoa; Arthropoda; Malacostraca; Decapoda; Varunidae. The record is from RefSeq and is a predicted model, not a curated record. The coding region runs from base 337 to 1683 and encodes 448 amino acids. Gene Ontology annotation, biological process: carbohydrate metabolic process.